Messenger RNA from Trichobilharzia regenti, 781 nucleotides. The record is from the annotation of a GenBank genome assembly. NCBI's taxonomy places the organism in Eukaryota, Metazoa, Platyhelminthes, Trematoda, Strigeidida, Schistosomatidae.
AUCUGUUGCCUGGCCCUUGUCUUCUGUUGUUACAUUUGGUGUCGCUGCCUACCGACAAAUGAAAAGCCUAUACCCUGCAGUUUUUGAUGGAGACAUAUGGAUCUUCGGGCAGGACUUCAAGGCUUCUGCGCAGUUGAGUGGCGUUCAAGAUCUGUCAGCGAUGGAGCUGCUACUUGAGACGCUGCUGGGAGGUCGGGUGAAAGCAGCAUAUGAAAGUGUGAGCCGAAGUAUGGACGAAUGUUCGACAGGGUCAGGCAAACAGUUUCCAAAGUGGGAAGGACCAUAUAUGGUCACUUCGAGAUGGGGUUACGCAGACACAGUCGCAAUGGCGAACAAUGAGAGGCGCGUGAACGUCAGCGAGCUUCAGAAAUGGAUACAGCGAGACAAGCCAACGAUGACGCCUGCACCAAGUAGAUCAAGCCGACUUCAGUCGCACGUAUUUGACGGGGGGACGAGUGUGGUGAGAGCAGGCUGCUAGCCGAUUGGUUGGCACUAAUCUACGUUAAGGUCUAGGUCACUAAUAUGGGCCGUGAGAAAAUAUGAACAAGCCUGAGUCAACAACCAAUCACAGCAAAGUUAACGUGGCAGAAUAUGAUUCGCAGAGAGAACUCUAUUUGUCAAGGAAUCCCGAAACAACCAAUCAGAAGCCUGCGUUUGUCUACCUAAACAACCAAUCAGAUGACUGCGCUUGUCUAUAAUAAUGUAGUUGAAAGAUGUAUAAAUACGUGUUGAUUUUCAUAAUAAAACGAUCUGUUGCCUGGCCCUUGUCUUCUGUUGUUAC